This is a messenger RNA of Helicoverpa zea (corn earworm), 2999 nucleotides long. RefSeq names its product facilitated trehalose transporter Tret1-2 homolog. Gene Ontology annotation, biological process: transmembrane transport; carbohydrate transport. Bases 164 to 1558 code for a protein of 464 amino acids. Gene Ontology annotation, molecular function: sugar transmembrane transporter activity. NCBI's taxonomy places the organism in Eukaryota, Metazoa, Arthropoda, Insecta, Lepidoptera, Noctuidae. The transcript is spliced from 9 exons. Gene Ontology annotation, cellular component: membrane. The record is from RefSeq and is a predicted model, not a curated record.
UCAUUCUUGACGGGCAAGAGGAGUCGGUCGUCGGUUGUUACGAACUACAUGUACGAUUUACAAUACGUUCUUAUGAGCCCUUACAAUAACAGUGCUAAUAAUUUGAUAGUAGGUGUAUUGUUAUAAUCAGCAGUUUUUUAAGCAGCUGCUGUAUCGGCUCAGCAUGACUAAAAUAUCGCCAGCAUUAUUGAAACAGUUAUGGCUGACGUUUGGCGCAUCGCUGUCAUUCCUAAUCAUAGGAUUGGUGAGGGGUUACUCCGCCUCCGCGAUCCCGUCCAUCGAGGCCACCGAUCCGGAUAUCAUACAAACCAGUGAACAGAAAUCAUGGAUAGGAGCCAUCCCACCACUGGGCGCUUUCCUAGGCAGCAUGAUAUCCGGAACUUUAAUGCAACGUUUGGGUCGCAAGCGCACGCUGCAGCUCACAUCUCCUAUCUGGGUAGCUGCGUGGCUGAUCCUGGGUUUUGCCAAGUAUUAUCCACUGCUGCUGGUGGGCAGAAUUAUCACAGGAGUCGGAGUUGGCUUCGUAUUGGCUACAGCGCAAGUUUAUGUGAGUGAAUGCUGCGACCCUGAGAUUCGCGGUCGGCUAGGAUCACUGCCGACCCUGUCCAUGUCUUUGGGGAUCCUGAUAUCAUACGUGGCCGGCAACUGGCUGUACUGGAGAUACCUGGCCUUCCUGUCUGCUGUGUUUUGUGUGGCAUUGUUCGUGGUUCUCCUACCUCUACCAGAGUCUCCCGUCUGGCUGCAGUCCAAGGGUCUGGAUGCUUCGGAAUCAAUCAAGUGGUUGCAUCUGUCGGCAAGAGCUACUGCCACUGUUAAAGAAGAUAAUCAAGAGAAAGCCGAAGCCCCAACAGGGCCACCAAGCCUGUUCACGCGUAAGGUGAUGUUUUCACCCGUGGUCCUGAAGCCCAUGAUCAUUGGGUUCGCCUUGCUACUGUUCCAGCAGUUCAGCGGCAUAGACGCCGUUAUAUUCUUCACUGUAGAGAUCUUCAGGAAUGCUGGCAGCACAUUAGACGCGAUGACGGCCACCAUUAUAAUAGGAUUGGUACAACUGCUAAGCAACGGAGUCAGUACACUACUGGUAGACCGAACUGGACGCAGACCACUGCUGCUGAUCUCUGCAGCUGUCAUGUGCGCUUCUAUGGCUUCCAUGGGAGCGGCUUUCUAUUUCCACUUGAAGGAAUCUCCGUGGCUUGGGUAUCUUCCCAUAGCCAGUCUGGUGGUAUUCAUGCUGGGUUUCUCCCUCGGGUUCGGCGGUCUCCCGUUCCUGCUACUAGGAGAACUAUUCCCGGCACAUUACCGCUCGCAGCUGUCGGCCAUGGCCAGUGCUGUCAACUUGCUGUCUAUGUUCUCCGUAAUCAAGUCGUACCAUGCCCUUGAUGCGGUACUGGGAUCAGCGGGUACAUUUUGGCUGUAUUCCUGUUUCUGCGCAGUGGCGUUUUUCUUCGUAUUGUUCAUGGUGCCUGAAACUAAAGGUAAGUCUCUAGCGGAGAUCGAGCAACACUUCCGCAGAGGAGGCAAGGAUAAGCCAGAGAAGGUUAACAUGCAAACAGUAUUGUAGUUUUAAGAUUAUAAACAUAUUUGUUGUUAUUGCAGUUAAGAAUGUGUGAUCGGUAUGAUCAAAGGUUGACAAGAAAUCUGAUAUAAAACUUGCGACUUAAUAAAACAAUUAUGUAAAAAAAAACAGUUUUAUGCAAUAUGAAAGUAAAAUCAUUUUUAGAGUGGGCAAAAAUGCCUAAAUAAAAAUUUCAGACGGCAUCGAAAAUAUACAAGCUGGGAUGGAAAAUAUUGUCAUGCGUUCUUAACUGGAUAAAAUAAAUUGGCUAGAUCUAAAAACCAUAUAAGUGCCACUUGUGAUUAUUAGUAAGAUUAGAAAGAGAUAGACAAAUCUUGUUGUAUUAUAAGAUUAGAGGUUCCAACGAAUAUAAUAGUAAUUUUAUAUGUAAGUAGCUUAAUAUAAUCCUCAUCUUCCUAUUGUUAUUAAUGUUAAGGAGACAGUAUUAAUUGGUAAAGAGUAUCAAUAUUUGUUUGUUGAUAAAGUUGAGCUCUGUUUAUAAAAACAAAAGCUGUCAAAAAGAAAGAAAAAUGUACUCUUGACUCGUGCCUUCUGUAAAAACAUUGGCAAUCUGCAUUGCUGCCUCUUGCUAAGAACUCAUUAAAUUACAAGACACGAGCUAAAUCAUAAUGCUAUUAAGUAUUUUUCAAAUUCAAUAGAUGUUCUGAAAAUAAAGUAUCACAAAUGCGUGGUUAAAAAUAAUAAAAAAUUAAAUGAAAGGAACCUAUUGACCUUUUCUUAUAUUUGUGGUCCAAACUGUCUACAACUGGACGGUAAUGUAGAUUAUUAUGAGAAUUUAAAACUAUAAUAUGUAUAUUUUGACACAAUGUAAAUAGAAUGGUAAAUAAAUAAUUUAUAGGUACAGUUAACAUCAGGAGUUCGUAUUUUUCUGUCUUGCAAAGAUCUUUCUGUUACUUAUAACAAUUUUCACAAAAUGUUUUUUCCGAUUUAUUUGUGAAAUUAUGAAGUAACGAAAUCCUGGCGUUAACUUUAGCAAGUAUUGUAGUUGUAGAUAGUACCUUUUUAACUGUGAUAGAUGGAGGUAACAGUAGGAUGAAUAUUAAUACCGUAAGACGUUAUAGGUAGUAUUAGUAAUUAUUUUGUUUUAUUUUUCAUGUUAUUAUGUCUAUUUUAAAACUGAAUGAAAACACUUGUACUCAGAUAGUGUAUCCGGUUAGACUGAAAGCCGACCUUAACAAAGUUGGGAAAAAGCUCGGGCGAUGAUGAUUUCUAACCAAAUGAAAAUAUCUAAAAAUGUUUUUUUGUGCACUGUUAGGGAGAAUUCUAUGAAAAUAUUAAUACAUUAAAAUGAAAUUGCUGAUGUCAUACUUCUGGGUAAAACAGUAUUAAAUAGAUAUAGUAAUACCGCACAAUUCUGUUACAAACAUUUCUACGAAUAUUUUGUGUAAAAGUUGACAUAAAUAAAACAAGAAUAAAAACAAUAAAA